AUGUCCUCGACCUGGACAUCUUUCACAUCUUCAGCGGCGACAGCGACGUCGUCGGCUGCAGCAGCUUCGUCCUCGACCGUCGACGGCACGGCGGGAUCGGCGCAGCAGCAGUACGGCCAGUCGCUGUCGACCUUUGUUUCUUCCAUCACCGCAUCGCUCAUUGUCUUUGGGGUCGAACUCUGGCUUUUUGCAGUGUUGAGAAAACGUCUGCGUCGUGUGUAUGAGCCCAAGACGUACGCCGUGCCGCGGAGACAGCGCGUGCCUCCCGUCGGACGCGGUCUUAUCGACUGGCUGUUUCCCACCUUGUUCAUGCCCGAGAACGAGUUCAUCAAGAAAUGCGGCCUGGACGCAUACUUCUUCAUGCGCUACCUCUCCAUGCUCAUUUUUAUUUUCUUCACCGCCUCGAUCGUCGUCCUUCCGGUCUUGCUCCCCGUCAACUCUGCAAACACUUCUUCAGGAUCGGCUACCGGCCUCGACAAGCUCGCGUGGGUCAACGUCGGCGCCACGGACACGCAGCGAUACUGGGCCCAUCUCGUUCUCGCGGUGUUGUUUAUUAUCUUCCUCUGCGCUGUCUUUCACCACGAACUAUCGGCCUACGUCCGUAUGCGUCAGGACUACCUGAUCUCGCCCACCCACCGCCUGCGCGCCUCGGCGACAACAGUUUUGAUCCGCGCCGUGCCCGAGAAGCUGUUGGACGUCCAGCGCAUCGCGACCGUGUUUUCUGUUUUCCCAGGUGGCGUGCGUAACGUCUGGAUUAAUCGCAACAUGCAGCCUCUUCAGGACAAGAUCAACCUGCGCAACGCAGCCGCUGACAAGCUUGAGGCGGCCGAAACCGAGCUGAUCCAAAAGUGCGUAAAGGCGUACAACAAGCAACAGCAGAAGAAGGCAAAGACCGCUACCUCUGCACUGGCAAGUGACGACGAGCAAAACCAAAGCGACGUUGCGGAAACUGCAAGCAUGGACCGCACGACGUCGAUCGAUUCUCAGGUGACUGCGAGCCAGCCCCUGUCAUCUCAAAGCAACGAAGACGCAGCUUGGAAGAAGUACAUCAAGCCAAAACACAGACCGCGUCAUCGCGUGUCGAAGGUCUCCUGGCUCCCCGCGCUCCCUCUCCCCGGUCUAUCGUACAAAGUCGACACGAUCGACUGGGCGCGCGACCAGCUCGAGCAGCUCAAUCUCGAGAUUGCGGAUAUGCAGCAAGACGAGACGGUUUACAAGCACAUGCACUCGUGCUUUAUCCAGUUCAACAACCAGAUCGCGGCGCACAUGGCGUGUCAGUCCUUGGCCUCCGAGUCGGCGCAGUACAUGGCUCCGCGCAUAGUAGAGAUCAACCCGAACGACAUCAUCUGGUCCAAUAUGCGCAUCAAAUGGUGGGAGUCGCAACUGCGAACGACUGGUGUUUUCCUGACGACCUGCGCUCUUGUCGUUGGCUGGGCGUUUCCGGUCGCGUUUGUGGGUAUCAUCUCGCAGCUGAGCUAUUUGACCUCGGCGCUGCCGUUCUUGGAUUUCUUGAACGAUCUGCCGGCUGCGAUCAAGGGUAUUAUUGCUGGUAUCCUUCCACCUGCCGCACUUGCGGCUCUUAUGGCUGUUUUGCCCAUCAUAUUGAGAGUGUUUGCUCUUCUUCGCGGAAACUCAACUGGUGUACAAUCUGAAUUGACAGUGCAGUCAUCGUACUUUGCGUUCCUCUUUGUUCAAGUCUUUCUGGUCAUCACAAUCUCGAGCUCAGUCACGACAGUCAUCCAAGACCUCACGUCGCAUCCGACCUCGGUCCCCCAGCUUCUGGCGCAGAAUCUCCCCAAAGCCGCAAACUUCUUCUUUUCCUACCUCAUCCUUCAAGGCUUGACUAUCAGCGCUGCGGCGUUGCUGCGCGUGGGUCCGUUGGUGAUGAUGAAGAUUGUAGGACCGGUGCUGGAUAAGACUGCGCGGCAGAAGUUCCAUCGCAUCACGCAGCUCGAGCCUGUCCGAUGGGGUACGUUCUAUCCGAUCUACACCAACCUGGGAGCGAUUGGCGUUGUGUAUACGAUUAUCGCGCCACUGAUCAUGCCGAUGUGUUUGAUUGCGUUCACGCUGUUUUAUAUCGCGUAUCGGUACCAGUUUAUUUACUGCACGUACAACCCUAUUGAUUCCUCUGGUUUGUACUUCCCCAGGGCGAUCAACCAUCUCUUUACGGGAAUCUACGUGAUGGAACUCUGCCUUAUCGGACUUUUCUUCCUCGUGCGCAACGAGAUGGAAGAAGCCACGUGCACGGCGCAGGCAAUCAUCAUGAUUGUCGUGCUCUUCAUCACGUUCGGAUACCAGUACAUCCUCAACCGGUCAUUCGGCCCGUUGCUCACCUACCUCCCCGUCUCGCUC
This is a messenger RNA of Myxozyma melibiosi, 2352 nucleotides long. RefSeq lists its product as uncharacterized. Gene Ontology annotation, cellular component: plasma membrane. The transcript has 2 exons. Gene Ontology annotation, molecular function: calcium-activated cation channel activity. NCBI's taxonomy places the organism in Eukaryota, Fungi, Ascomycota, Lipomycetes, Lipomycetales, Lipomycetaceae. The record is from RefSeq and is a predicted model, not a curated record. The annotation marks the transcript as partial.